UAAGCCUCGAGUGCGGCGAGUUCUACAGCGUCCACCACCACCACCUGCACCAUGCCAGUGAGUCUGCGGACAAUGAACAGCAUCAUGAGGACUCCAUCCUCGAGACUCGAAUCGUCAACGGCGAGCUGGCCUCACUGGGCGAAUUUCCCUGGCAAAUUUCCAUGCAGCGACGAGUCAGACCAAAGGUGGCCGCCGCCGCUGGUUCGGGUUCGGCUAAUAAGACAGCUUCGCCACCAGCGGCAGCUCUCCCUGGAAUCGCCUCCACCAAACCGGAAACGCCGUCAUCCUCACCACCGCCUCCACCAGCACUGCCAUCACAGCCUCCAGUCCCGCAGGAUCCCGUAGAGAAAGUACAAAACACUAGCAGCGCCAGCAGCAGCUCAAACGAAGCCAACCUCAUCACCGAGGAUGAGAUCCUCGACGAGAGCCUCUGGGGCAGCCUCGACUGGCGCAACCUCGACCAGAGCCAGCGCUCCUCUGCGCAGGUCAUCUCCGUGGACCGCAUCGUCGUCCACCCGGGCUGGAGCCAGGCCAGUGGCCAGAACGACGUCGCCCUGCUGCACCUGCAGACGCCGCUGGAGUUCACGCGAGACGCCGACAACGCCAAGGUGGUCACCGUCAACAAGGUCUGCCUGUCGCGCUCGGCAGAGGGCGAGCACUCGGGCAUGGCCACCAGCAGCGGCUGGGGCUUCCUCCACAAGGACCAGCGCGUGUCGCCCGAUCUGAUGCGUCGCGUGGACAUUCCCGUGGUGGACCACGCCACCUGCCGCUCCGCCUUCAGUCGCGUCAUUGGCGUCACGCAGAUGCAGGUCUGCGCCGGCCAGGCGCCCAAGGGCAACUGCAUGGGCGACAGCGGCGGGCCGCUGGUGCAGAAGUCGAGCAAGGGAGGCAGCGGCCGGGCCACGCAGAUCGGCAUCGUCUCCUUCUCCAUUCCCUGCGCCGUGCCGGGCUACCCGGACGUCUUCACCCGCGUGGCCAAGUACCUGGACUGGAUUUCGCAGAACAGCGGUAUUCCCUUUUAG
This is a messenger RNA of Rhagoletis zephyria (snowberry fruit fly), 1022 nucleotides long. Lineage: Eukaryota; Metazoa; Arthropoda; Insecta; Diptera; Tephritidae. The record is from RefSeq and is a predicted model, not a curated record.